AUGACAGGCUCUGUGGAUGACCCAUCAGCAACGAAGUUGCUCAUUGUGGGAGAGUGUACGGAGGAAGAGAAGAGGGCGUUGGCUGAUAGAAGCGACAAGCCGCUGGUGGUUGCGGGCUGGAUCACCGAAGAGAUCACCAGAGCCUCUUUGGAGGGCAUUCUACUGGUCAGCUUGGUGCCCUUCCCGUUUCCCUUCGCUCAAAUGGUGGCCGCCCUGUUGGUGGUUUUCCUACUUAUAUUACCAAUGAUGGUGUUGAGGAUGACUCAGAGUACUGUCCUGUCGCCGAUCCUCUCAUUCUUCUGCCUCCUCGGCUAUUGGGGCCUCAAUGAGAUCGCGGUAGAGUUGGAAAACCCAUUUGGGGAUGAUGACAAUGACUUGCCGUUAAAGGAAGUUCAUACGGUUUUUGUAAAAGGCAUUCGAGAUUGCGCAGGAGACCUGACCGGCCUCGACGAUGACAGGCACGAGUCGAGUACGGAAUUGAAGAAAAUCCAUGAGGAGUUGGAGGCUCUCGGCGUGCCCGAGUCACGCUACUUUUCGGAACAGCUGGGAAUCGUCGAUUUGUCGAGGCUUAGUAAAAGCGAAUUGAGAACGAGAUUCAACAGUGCUGAGGUUGCGGUCAGGGUUCACAGGCGUAUUGCUGAGUUGUCCGGAGGUAUUAUAUUCGACGUGCUUCCAUUCGUCCCUCCGACGAUCAAGCAUCCUUUUGCUGUGCAGAUAUUCGCUAUUAUACUCGGUUAUGUUAUAGUGUUCAGGACGGAUAUGGCGCUGAAUAGGUACUGGGAGGGUGUGACUAACGUUCACUUGAUGAUCUCCAAAUGGGGCGAUGCCUUUAUGCAGAUCAACAGCUUUAUCAACGUCACAAUUCGUACAUGUUCGGAACAGGAAAAAUUGACCGCCGACUUAACUAUAACUGUUUUGAAGAGCCAUUCGCUGUUUAUUGCUUAUGCUGGGAAAUGGAUGGCUCGCGAGGAAUAUGUUUUCACUCAGAGAGGAGAGUUGGAGGAUAUACGCGAUUUGCGGACAGCUUUCAAGCACCGAUCGAUCCACCCCUCUCGAGCUGGGGUCGCCGUUGGACGUUUGAAUGAGGCGGUGAAAGUGAAUCAGCUGGAAUGCUUUCCCGACAAGACUUGCAUUAUAUCGUUGUGGAUCCAAGAAGCUCUCACGAGGCUGGUCGUUCGAGGCCUCAUCAAGGUUCCUCCUCCGAUAGUGUCCAGGUGUUAUCAGGAAAUCUCCACUGGGAUGCUGGGAUAUAAUCAGGCACUCAAAGUCUCGCAAGUGCCGUUCCCGUUCCCAUUCGCCCAGAUGGUCUCCCUUUUGCUGCUCAUCUUCCUUUUCAUGUGCCCUAUUAUGGUUGUUAAGAUGACGGAAGGUACUGUCCUGUCGCCGAUCCUCUCAUUCUUCUGCCUCCUCGGCUAUUGGGGCCUCAAUGAGAUUGCGGUAGAGUUGGAAAACCCAUUCGGGGAUGAUGACAAUGACUUGCCGUUGGAGACGAUUCACACAGAGUUCGUCGAUUCUCUUCAAACGUGUGCUGUUGUCGGCCCAGCGAAGCCUUUCCAUCACUCUAGUCUGGCGGAGAUGACGAGGGAGCAGCUGAAAACUAUCAAGGAAGCUUCAUUGAACUUUCCGGAGUGCGCACUACAACCGAGCAAAGAAAAGCAUGCUCCCGUUGAUCCUCUCCAGAUUUUCACCGACAUUCGUGCUUUCGAGGGAGGAGGAUCAGGGCGUUCUCGUGGCUCUGCCUCUCUCAAAGACAGGUUUCCUAUUAUUGUUGUCAUCAUGAACCCACAGGGCGUGUCUUGUCCACCACCGCCGGGCUAUACUCACGCUCAAGUACAGCAGAUGCUGCAGGCACAGCAGCAGGUGAAGAAAGCACCUUCGGGUCGGCCAAACGACUGGCAGUGCCCUAAUGUAACAUGCCGACAUUGGAACUAUGAAAAACGAACUAGGUGCAACAGGUGUGAUACACCAAAACCGGUCGUACAGCCGGAAACACCGAGUCUUGGUGGCCCUCCUGGACUGUUCAAGAAAGGUGAUUGGGUGUGCACGGGAUGUGGCAAUGUGAACUGGGACUGGCGAGAGAGGUGCAAUAUGUGCAACUCGUUGCAACCGCAACUCCAAGAGAGUCGGGAGGGCCAGAGUGGAGGCCAUUACGAUAGGCAGGAUCCCACAGACCGAGAGAGGCAUGACUCUGAUAACGAGUCGUUGGAUGAGUUCGGGCGGAAGAAAAAGAAGAGCAAGCAUAAGAGGCAUAGAUACGAUCCUCUAGCUGAUCGACAAGCAGCAGAAUCAGCAGCUAAAGCGGCGAUGAUGGCGGCAACUCGGGCCCUGGGAACGUCGGUCUCUGAUCAAGGAGGUAUUAAUCGUGAGGGACAUGAACAAGAUGCUGGCAAAAGAGCGAGAGCAAGAGUCGGGUGUCAAGGAUCGAAGAUUAAGGCAAGUCCCUAGUGAUCGAGGUGAUAGUGGAAGACGUCUUCCCUCGGUCAGGACUCGGAGUCGCUCGCGUUCACCACGUUACUGAGGGGAACACUAGAAGCAUUAUACCUUAUCGAUCUCAUUCGAUUGGUCAUUGC
This is a messenger RNA of Perkinsus marinus ATCC 50983, 2570 nucleotides long. RefSeq lists its product as hypothetical. NCBI's taxonomy places the organism in Eukaryota, Perkinsozoa, Perkinsida, Perkinsidae. Bases 1 to 2445 code for a protein of 814 amino acids. The record is from RefSeq and is a predicted model, not a curated record. Gene Ontology annotation, molecular function: chloride channel activity. The transcript is spliced from 26 exons.